UUUCCAGACCCUGUUUGGCCUCGUGUGGUAAGCACAGAAGCAGCUGCAGGCAGUGCAGGAGGCACAGGUGUGUGCAAGGCAGUGGGCUGGCUGGGACUCCUGUUACCACUGUACACAGCACACCCAGCAACACACCAACACCGCUCUGGCUGCUCUGCUCCGUGUCCUGGGGUGCUCAGCCUGUGCGGGGAGUCGCAUCUGCAUCCAAAACUAUGCACUUUUCUGCAGACUUUUACCACACACUGCACCAGCCCAUGCCUGGGGCUGCGGGGGUGCCAGGGGCAUCCCCAGGACUCACCAUCCCAGUGGAUGUCCCCCCCUUCCACUUUCAGCCCCGCCGGGUCAGCGUGGACUGGCGUCGCUUAAGUACCAUCGAUGUGGACCGGGUGGCCCAGGAGGUGGACGUGGCUGUGCUCCAGGAGCACAUUGCCGGUGUCACCUUCUGCAACCUGGAUGGGGAGCGGUGCCCCCACUGCAGGCAGCCGGCAGACCCCAUCCUGCUGAAGGUGCUUAGGAUGGCCCAGCUGAGCAUCGAGUACCUGCUGCACUGCCAGGAGUGCCUGGGGACCAGCCUGGCCAUGCAUGCCCAGUGCCUGCAAGUUGCCCGUGCCAAGCUGGCUUGCACUCAGCAGCAGGCUGCAGAACAGGCAGCCCAGCUCCGGGGGGCAAAGGAGGAAGGCAGGAGGUGGAAGAAGCUGAUUGCCAUGCAGCAGCUCCUCCUGCAAGCUGGCCCCAACACCUACUGCAAGUGCCAUCUCUGCGAUAAAGCCUUCAUGAAGGACACCUUCUUGCAAGCCCACGUGCAGCGCCGGCACGCGGAGGCCACUGAGGCGGAGAGGCAGAAGAUGAAGCAGGUGGAGCAAAUGGAGGCAGAGGUGGAGGAGCUGAAGGCGAAACUGCAGGAGACGCAGCAGCAGCUGGAAGCGGAGAGGGAAGUGGAGAAGCUGCACAGGGAGCAGGAAAUGGAGAGAGCUCGCCAGCGAGAAGAGGAGGGUAGGAGAGAUUUGGAAAGGUGGAAAGAGGAGGAGAGGACGAAGCUGCAUGAAGAGAUAGAUGGCCUGAGGCAGCUCUUCCUUGCAGCGUUCAAGGAUGUGUCCAGCAGGAGCAUUGCCAUGGAGGGGAUACUGCAGGAGCUUCAGGCCAGAAAGGCGGUGGUGUCCAACCUGGGCACCCUGCGGGACGAUGACACCAAGGAGGCACAGUGGCAGGCACCAAGCCGGGCAGAGCUGUGGGGUGAGCGGGAGAGGAUGGCAGUGCAGAUCAAGCUGCUCUCUACAAGCAAACCUGAAGUGACCCGGGAGGUGACCAAAGUGGUGGCCGAUGAAGAGUCAGCAGACAGGGAGGAGGCUGCCUUGGGUGGGAAGCAGAGGCUGCUGGAAGCCCUGCGGGGAAACCCAAACCUCCUGAAGCAGUUUCGCCCCAUCCUGGAGGAAGUGCUGGAGGAAAAGCUGGAGAGCAUGGGGGUCAAGAGGGUUGUGAAGGGAAUCUCCACUCGGACCUACAAAAGCCUCGAGGCUCUGGUCAGGCUUCAGCAGCAACAGAAGACUGAGAAAUUUCCUGGUCUCCUCCACCUGAGGGACGAGUUGGUCCGAGCACUGAUGGGGAAAGUCAAGCGAUGCAAGAAGCUCAGCAGUGCUUUGCCUCGACAGCUCUCCGUCAUCCCAGCUCAAAGCCGGAAGACCCCCAGGUCCCUUUGUGGGUCACAGCCCAUGGCGAUACCAGCUGCAGCAGAGGCUGAAGCCUUGGCGAUCCCCCAGCCCGCUCCUUGGAGCAGAGCGUGCUCCACCCACAGCUCCCCGAGGACUCUCUGGGGCACCCUGCGGACCUCCAAAGCUGGCAGCCCCCACUGAGGACUUGUCCCAUGGCAGAGCUCAGAAGUGAUGCUGGGGGGGAAGCAGCCCACCCUGUCCCCUGUGAGACUCAGCCCUAAGCAAGAGCCAGUGCUCCCCGCAACGGUGCCGGGAGAUGAGACUGACUCCGAAAGGUCAGACCAGGACUUGCUGGAGGAAACGGCUGGUUCAGGGACAGCCACAUCCACGAUAGUGAGGUUCUUGGAGAGAUGCCUGGAUGUGGUGGCACAGAGCCCACCUGGCAGGGUGAAACUCUUCCCAGCUGUGAGCUUGGCAUCACCCAAAACCAGCCAGCCCACCAAGAAACUCCAGGCAUCUUGUGCAAAUAGCCACAGGGAUAUUUUCUGACAUGAUUUCCAUUUAAAAAACCAGCAUGUCAUACCCUCUUCUCAGCUCCUACCCAUCAGCACUGCCUCAGGACACAGUCUGUGCGCAGGGAGGUCAAACUUACAGCAACAGAGACUUGGCCCCUUCAUCCAGUUGCAGAUAUCUGUCCUUCCCCUAAUGUUUGUCCAUUCAUCCUCUUUGGGGAAAAAACCCAUCAGUAUUCGUGCAAUUGGGAGCAAAACAGUAAGCACCAGAGAAUCAAAUUGAGAAAAGGUCUCUGGAACAAAUCCAGAGAUAAUUGGACUGAUGCAAUGGCAAAAUUAUUAAAUUACUAAAACGGGACUUAAAUAUAACCUCAAUUUAUGGGGGAGAGCUGAUGUAAUUAAAGCGGUGGCAGUGUCAGAAUCAAAUUGCUUUUUUUAGAAAAAAAAUUUUAAAAGUUUUUACCUAAGGAAGACCUGGU
Aquila chrysaetos chrysaetos is the source of this 2640-nucleotide messenger RNA. It is a transcript of the gene DZIP1L, whose product is annotated as DAZ interacting zinc finger protein 1 like. Lineage: Eukaryota; Metazoa; Chordata; Aves; Accipitriformes; Accipitridae. The record is from RefSeq and is a predicted model, not a curated record. The transcript is spliced from 13 exons. Gene Ontology annotation, cellular component: ciliary basal body; cytoplasm. Gene Ontology annotation, biological process: cilium assembly. The coding region runs from base 213 to 1850 and encodes 545 amino acids.